AUGAGCCGACGGCCGUGUCGAUAUACAAGCCAGCUUUUGCAAGGGCUACGAUGGAGAAGAGCCCUUACUACUUCUAUACAGUUACAAAACGCAGCACGACAACCAUCCCUGUUACAGUUCAAAGAGGAACCUCGGAUAAAUCAAGUUGGUAUCCAGUACUUGUCAAAGCAACUCCACGAAAAAGUUUUCCCAGGGACCAAAACUGAUGCCUAUCUCACCCCAAGGCAUCGCGAACUACUAGAGAUAUCCAAGAGACAUUUAAAAGAGAAUGAGUUGCUAGGCAAAAAGACUCAACUUCGAGAGCCCAUCAACGUGGCAAACUUUCCAGAUUUAGUUGGCAAGUCCUUGGAUGAGCAUUUCUACAAAAUUGGCAAAAAUUCAUCAGAACCGUACUUGACUAUGGCACAAAGUUUCCUCCUGCCCGAUAGCCAGAUCCCACCAAUUCCCGCGCAAGAGACAUGGAUCAUGCAAUCUGGAUGGACGAGAUAUGCCCCAGGAGAAGAACCUCACCAAGUGCCGUACCCUUUGGAAGACGAGUUGGUAUUUGACGUGGAGGUAUUGUACAAGAUUGACAAAUUUGCAUGUCUCGCCACUUGCGCUUCUUCAAAAGCGUGGUACGGCUGGGUCUCACCGGCGCUUAUCGAAGUCGAAGAGGGCAGACCCAAGAGUAAGGUCGACUGGCACCACUUGAUACCCAUGAACUGUGCCAAACAACCAAAAUUAAUUAUAGGUUAUAAUGUGAGCUUUGACCGAGCACGAAUAUUGGAAGAGUACAACGUCAAGAUGUCGAAAGCAUUUUAUUUGGAUGGCAUGGCGUUGCACGUGGCUACUAGCGGCCUAUGUUCUCGCCAGCGGCCGCAAUGGAUGAAAUUUGAUAAACUGCGGAGAAAGGGAGAAGAGGAAGAUGAGGAAGAUGAAGAAGAUGGAGAUGGCGGUGUUAGUGCUGGUACCGGUACUAGCGAUGGGUUAUCUCUUGAGCAGUUUAUUGAGCAAGACCCAUGGUUACUUCAAGGUACAAUGAAUUCCUUGAGCAGUGUUGCCAAAUUCCACUGCGAUAUAAACAUGAAGAAAGAAGAUCGAGAAUUUUUCGCCUCCCAGGACCCCAGUGUUGUUGUUGAAAAUUUCAACUUGUUGAUGAACUAUUGCGCUCACGACGUUGAUGCCACCUUCAAAGUCACUAGGAAAUUGUUUCCCGAUUUCUUUGCAAAGAUUCCUCACCCGGUUUCCUUUGCCGCGUUGAGGCAUUUGGGAGCGUUGAUCUUGCCAACAACAAAGAAAUGGUUAACCUAUAUUGAAUCAGCUGAAGCCUGCUACAACAAGAACAGAUUGGAAGUGACGCACACGUUGGAAGAAUUGGCUGCCAAUCUCAUCAAAUAUAUCAAAGAGGAUAAACCAGAGUUGGAGCCAGACCAUCAAGAAGACCCUUGGCUUGCCCAGUUGGAUUGGACAUUGAAACAGCCCCGGUUAAAGAAAGAUGGCACUCCAAUGAAAAACAACGCCUACAUGUGUGGUUACCCGGAGUGGUACCGAGACUUGUACAAGACCCCUGGAGAGCCUGCCGGCACGGUUAUGUCAUUGACACUAAAGUCCAGAAUCACUCCGCUCUUGUUGAGGUUGAAAUGGGAAGGGUACCCUUUAUUUUGGGUCGAUUCACAAGGAUGGUGUUUCAAAGUACCUUUUGACGAGGAUAUUAUGGAGUCUUUGAAACAGAAACACUAUGUGCGAGCCAUUUUGACUGAGGAGGAAAUUGACGCAACAUACGAUGCGUUGAAUCAGCUUGGAAAGUCUUUUGUUUUAUUCAAGGUGCCACAUCCCGACGGACCCAAGCUGAGGUGCACCUCGGUGCUUUCCAAAAGUUAUCUCAAGUAUUUUGAAAACGGAAUAAUGACCUCUCAGUACGAGUACGCCACCAAGAUUUUAAAACUCAACAAUACUGCUUCGUAUUGGACGGGAAACAGGAGACGCAUUAUGGACCAAUUUGUUGUGUUCAACGAAAAGGGCAAGAACAAAUUUUUCGACACCAAAAAGGAAAGCGAAGAGCAUAAGCAAAUGGGGAUCAUCCUUCCCUCAUUGGUUUCCAUGGGUACUGUAACUCGCAGAGCAACGGAAAAUACUUGGCUCACCGCGUCCAAUGCCAAAAAGGAUCGGAUCGGGUCGGAGCUCAAGUCGUUGAUCGAAGCUCCCCGGGGCUAUUGCUUUGUAGGAGCCGAUGUCGACUCGGAAGAAUUGUGGAUAGCUUCGCUCGUGGGCGACUCGAUGUUUGAAAUGCACGGGGGAACAGCGAUGGGCUGGAUGACGUUGGAGGGGGAAAAAUCGGAAAAGACCGAUUUGCAUUCUAAAACAGCUGCUAUUUUGGGGAUUUCGCGAAACGAUGCCAAAGUGUUCAACUAUGGAAGAAUUUAUGGCGCAGGGUUAAAAUUUGCCACACGACUAUUGAAACAGUUUAACCCGAGAAUAAGUGACGAAGACGCCGCUGCGACGGCCAAGAAAUUGUACACUAGCACCAAGGGUAUGAUCCAGGGGUCGAAAUUGUUGGAGAAAAAAGUUUAUUACGGUGGAACGGAAUCCAUCAUGUUCAAUGCGUUGGAAGCCAUUGCUCAGCAGCAGGAACCACGAACACCCGUUCUUGGUGCCAAAAUCACCGACGCAUUGAAAGUGGAGAAUUUGAACAAGAACACUUAUAUGACCUCUCGUGUCAACUGGACGAUUCAAAGUUCAGGCGUUGAUUACUUGCACUUGUUGAUUGUCUCGAUGGAGUAUCUCGCCGCAAAGUACAACAUUGAGGCGAGGUUGGCCAUCACCGUGCAUGACGAGUUGCGAUACCUUGUCAAUGAAAAGGACAAGUACGUUGCCGCUUUGUUGUUGCAAAUUAGUAACUUGUGGACCAGAGCAAUGUUUUGUGAGCAAUUGGGGAUCAAAGAGCUUCCUCAAUCGUGUGCGUUUUUUUCCGAAGUUGACGUUGACCAUGUGUUGCGAAAAGAGGUUAGUAUGCCGUGCGUAACGCCAUCUCACCCGGAACCGAUUCCAGUUGGAGAAUCAUUGAGCAUUGAAACUUUGCUCGAGAAAACCAACGGUGGUGACGCAUUAAAGGAAUACGAUCCGAAACCGUUGACGUUGAGAACAACAAAGUAUUCAGUGCGUGAUCCAAUAAUCCACGACUUGAGUAAAGGGUUGUCAGCAGAAUGCAGAAUUGCUUUGACGCGACUUCAAACAGCUUUAGAUAAGGAGGACUGGAGGAGCAGUUUACGGAAAUACAGAAGCGCCAAGAAUUUUGCAGACUCCCAGCUUCGAAAAGGAUUCUCUAUGGAGGUGAUUGAUGCUAGAAUGAGAAACAGAGACGAAAACAGCGCAAGCGUUAAGGAGGAUGAACUUUAUCACAGGAAAAGAAUAUCGUCAAAGACUCAGGCAAUGAGUGCUGGAAUAGUGAGCAAACGACGCAAUGCUUCAGGAGCAUUUAUUGCUGAGUACGACUUGGAAGAAGAGCACAAGAAACAGAUGCCAAAUGGAGUUGCAGGGAAGCCCAAAUAUAAGAAGGUUCCAGACAAAGUGGCAAAGAAGGACUCGAAUGGUGAUGUAAGUAGUUUUGCACCCAGAAAAGCUACGACAAGUGAGGCCAAACCAAAGAAAAAUGUCACUUUUGACAAACAGUCGAAAACUAAGAAGACCUCCACCUCGACUUCAAGUCGCAAAAAUACAAGAGCGGAACCAGCCAUUGCAACAGCUUCCGCUUCUUUUUCUUCUUUUUCCCCACUAAAGUCCAACGGAUCAAAACCUGCAUCUGGCACAAGCUUGGCACCUAGUAAACGAAAUCAGCAGGGCAAUACCAACUUCACACUCCCAUUUAUUCCAUUAUUACAUGCACCACCACCACCGCAUCCAUUACCACCACAUCCACCACAAAUGGGCAAUGCAGCGCAAGCGGAAACAAGUCAAUUUGUGGUUGACUCCGGUUUGCUGCAUAGUAGGCACACGCACAAGCACACAGCUGAGAUUGACCGAGGUCACCUUGGACGGCGACGACGAGAAGAAGAUCAAAGUUUGGAAUCAAUUGGCAGUCAAGUUCAGGAUAAGAUAUCAUUAUCUGCUGCAGAUGGAUACGAGCCGCACGUAGCAAAAGCGAAUGAGGCUCGCAAAGAUGAAAAACUAUACCACAAACCAUUUCGAGAUAGAUUUAACCAAAGUGGGAAACUAUUGUUAUGA
Lodderomyces beijingensis is the source of this 4200-nucleotide messenger RNA. Lineage: Eukaryota; Fungi; Ascomycota; Pichiomycetes; Serinales; Debaryomycetaceae. The record is from the annotation of a GenBank genome assembly.